Tuber melanosporum (Perigord truffle) is the source of this 1797-nucleotide messenger RNA. RefSeq lists its product as uncharacterized. The transcript is spliced from 2 exons. NCBI's taxonomy places the organism in Eukaryota, Fungi, Ascomycota, Pezizomycetes, Pezizales, Tuberaceae. Gene Ontology annotation, biological process: double-strand break repair via nonhomologous end joining. Gene Ontology annotation, molecular function: DNA binding; DNA-directed DNA polymerase activity. Gene Ontology annotation, cellular component: nucleus. The record is from RefSeq and is a predicted model, not a curated record. The coding region runs from base 1 to 1797 and encodes 598 amino acids.
AUGUCUUCCGCGCCUCUUAACCUCUCCCACCUCCCGCCGACAUUCCUCCUCCCGACCCGACUGGCCCAGCCGAAAGCUAAUGAGAUCUCGAGCCAGCUCCGAUCCUGCAAAUGCCCAUUGACUAGCAACCCCACUGAUGCUAGCCUGUUUGUCGGGGACAUCAACAUGCCUAAGCGCUGUGAAUUCGAGCUUCGUGGACGCGGACUAAGCGUUUCUUCAAAGGCGUCUCCUCACGCCAAAAAGGUUAGGGUUGUGAAACUCAAGUGGUUCACGGAGUCGUAUGAGGGCUCGAAACUUCUUCCCAUCGAUGAGUAUAUUGUAUGGACUGGCUAUGUGCAACCGUCGAAGCGGCCGUCAACGGUAUCCUCUCCCGAGCAGAAUGAGGGGCAGAAGAGCGCUUUGGAGAAGGAUGCGGCGGACCGCCAGCUUAGGAAGGAGAUAUUGGAGAGAGCUCGACGUGAUCAGGUUCGGUAUAGCGAGGAGAAAGCGCAUGAUACACGUGAUGACAUUCGGAAGCUUCAGGAAAUGGAGCUCUUGUAUGCGACUGGGAGACAGAGAAAGGGGAUUAAUGAGUUGAUGGCGAUAUCAAAACCAGGCUCCAAGAAUGGGGUAAGGCAGAGCACACCAGAGUACGAAGAGAGGAGGGAAAAGGUUGUCUCGAGGGGUAGACCAAGAUUACUAAAGGAGAUGCCUGACUGGAUACAACAACGCAACAAAUACUCCUGCUGCCGCCCUACCCCCCUCACGUCCCCUAACGCUGAUUUUAUAUCUCUCCUGGAUACUAUAAAGCUCUCACGGGUCUUAACCUCCGACGGCGUCGGCAUUCGCGCCUACUCGACGGCAAUCGCUACCCUCCAAGCCUACCCAUACCCAUUGAUCUCUCCCUCAGAGGUCUCUCUCCUCCCCGGCUGUGACGGGAAAUCCUCCGCCCUUUUCGAGGAGUACAUAACCUCCCCGGACCAUGGCUUAGCCGUCGUCCGGGAACUGGAAAAGUCACCCUCCUUCAACAUCCUCAAACUAUUCUCCUCAAUCUGGGGCGUUGGUCCGGUCGGUGCUCGGGAGUUCUUCUACGACAAGGGGUGGAAGACGCUAGAGGACAUUGUAGACCACGGGUGGGGCCAGCUUACCCGCGCGCAACAAAUCGGCGUCAAGUAUUUCGACGAAUUUCAAAGUCCAAUAUCAAGGAACGAGGCGAGGGAUAUUGCUGCGGUCGUUGGAAAGGCCGCUGCCAAGCUCCGGGCGGGAAUGGAUUAUACCAUCGUUGGCGGGUACCGCCGCGGCAAGAUGGAAAUCCACGAUGUGGACAUUCUUUUGUCACACACAACGCACAGUAUGACCACCGGCGGCGUCGUGAAAGAGCUCGUUUCGGAACUCGAAGCGAGCGGGCAUAUAACGCAUACCCUACACCUCGGCCGGGAACUCAACAACACAACAACCAUAAACGCCCACCGCUACGGCUUCGACUCCCUAGAGAAAGCCCUCGUGGUAUUCCUCGCGCCAAACUCAGGCCUGCACCGCCGCGUGGACAUAAUUCUCGCCCCACCGGUAAGCGUUGGCUCCGCACUCCUAGGCUGGACUGGCGGGACGACAUUCGAGCGGGAUUUGAGGCUUUGGUGCGAUAAAGAGCAUGGAUGGAAGUUCACUAGUGAAGGUGUGUUCGAGAGGAUUACUGGGAGGAGGGUCGCAGGGGUUGAUGGCACGUGGAGGGUUGGUGAGAAGAUGGUUGAGGCGGAGAGGAGGGUUAUGGAGGGGGUUGGGUUGAGGUGGUUGGAGCCUUGUGAGAGAUGCACUGGGUGA